AUGGCUCCUAGACACAGCUAUAAGGCCCGGCGACGAUCCGUCAAAGGCAACCAUGCAAAGAGUGCUCCGAAGAACGAAGACUUGCUGAUUUCUCACCCACGACAUCUACAAUCAUCCAUUACAGCUACCGUCCAAGACCCCCUACCAUCUCCACAGGCGUUGAUCCCCCGUCCAGUGACCAGAGCCCAGACGAGGAAACUCAUUGCUGAAGCCAAAAGCCCGCAGGAGCCACUACGACGAGAUUCAUCAUCCCCAACCAUACCUGCUAGAGCUUCAGGAGAGCACAUUGACAGCUCACACAUUCGGAAAGACCUGGAGCCAAACUAUCCUCCAGACGGCCACUCCAACAAGCAGCUUCGACAAUACGUACCGGGACUCAAACUCUCCAGAGAGAACUUGAAGAAGCUCCAAAGGCAACUUCAUAGUGCGUCUUCUGAGAUGAGCCCAGUCCCCGCAACUAGAGGUGGCAAGCGAGGUGGAAAGCGUGGCGCAAGGUUGACAAGAGCUACGUUGACCCAGUCAGAGCUGCCUCGAGAUUCUGCGACUGAGACCACCACAUCGAUAUCACCUGCUCGUUAUCGCCAAGAAACCCUCGCCAAUGUCAAGAUUUUUGUGAAGAAUAUGGUACCCCCGCAAGAUAUCCGAUCCCAGGUGGACGCCAUCUUCAAUCGUGGGAUAUCCAAAGAGAGGAGGAAUGAAAUCUCCAAGAUAGCGAAGCGCAUGUCCAAGCACUUUGAAGCUGUCGCUACAAGUAACCGUCGAGAAGAUGACUAUAUCGAGGUGGUGGUUUCAGCUCUAAUGGCACUGGACGAGGAGAUUGUGUUUGAUUUUGUGAGAAAGGCUGAUUUAAACUCGAGCCUCAUUCCCAAACUUCCGCAAUUAUCAUCAAACAACGAAGCUGAUCACAUUAGCGACAGGCCUACAGAGCGGCAACGGGCAAACACAGACACCAAAGAACCUUCGGACGCAUCACAGUCUGAUGUCCUUACAUCCGAGAGUGAACCGUACAGUGGUGUUAAGACGCCUCGUCCUGACUGCACCAUUGGUUUCAAAGUCUCCACGAUAUCUGACGUGCUGUCAAACCAUGGCAUAUGCACGUCGCAGGUGGAGACGCUGUUGACGACCUUGCAAUGCGAACAUAUCCUUUACUCAGAUCCGACUGCAAACUUUACAUUUGUUCGAUUUCCCACCCUGGUGGUUGAAGGAAAGGCAUAUGGGACUGGAAAGACCAUGUACGAAGCCGAGAAUCAAGCCGCGGUCGCCGCAAGUUGCAUGAUCAACCUCUUUCGACAGCUCGAUGACGUCCACGAUCGAUACGCGCCCGACUCCCCAUGCGGGAGAAAGACCCCCGUCGUCUUUUCCAUAGCUAUAUGGGGACCGAUGAUCAAUCUUUGGGUUCAUUAUCCCUUAGUAGAGAAGAACAUCACCUCCUAUCGAAUGAGCGUCUUGAAGACGUACAACGCAUCCGUGCCCGGUGACCUGGAAAUCUUUCUUUCGAUGGCCGAGCAGUUCAUGAGCUGGAGUCAGGAGGACAUUUUGACGGGAAUAACGGGUCAGUUGCUUGCGAUAGCAGAGCGUGCACCAUUCAUGUAG
This is a messenger RNA of Cladophialophora immunda, 1593 nucleotides long. RefSeq lists its product as uncharacterized. The record is from RefSeq and is a predicted model, not a curated record. The transcript has 3 exons. Bases 1 to 1593 code for a protein of 530 amino acids. NCBI's taxonomy places the organism in Eukaryota, Fungi, Ascomycota, Eurotiomycetes, Chaetothyriales, Herpotrichiellaceae.